Messenger RNA from Symbiodinium necroappetens, 1137 nucleotides. The record is from the annotation of a GenBank genome assembly. Lineage: Eukaryota; Dinophyceae; Suessiales; Symbiodiniaceae.
AUGUCAAAUGGAGUUGAAGACUUCAACUUUGGUGGUUUCGGUGAGUCUUCUGAGUUUGCACCUCCGGCCUGGGUGGCCCCUCGUGAGCUGCCACACAUUGUUGUCCGUAUCACUUUGCUUCGGAGUGGCCGGACUUUGCUACUCACAGGAUUUGAUGUGAACAUAUGUUCGAGGAAUCCGAACCACUUUCUUCGACGCCUGAUGGACAUAAGGCAGCCAAUCUCCAAGCAGCGGGCCCAGAUGCGGUCGUUUCAAGCGCGAGACAGUGACAGCGACGAUGAGCUCAUUGGCGCGGAUCCAGACGAGGUCGCCCUGGCUCGCGGGGACUUGGAGGAAUCCGUCGACUGGUUCGACUGCGAGGCUGUUUCCGUUAAGAAGCUGCUUCCUGGAGAUGCGCUCCUGAAUUGCGUGCCCGACAGUAGCAGCAUGUUAGAGCACCGGAGCACUUUCGCUGCAAGCUAUCUGGCUGGGGAGAAAACGCAGCCGAAGCUCAGGAUCUGGGAGUGUUUGGGGCUUGACGAUUGGCGAAGAGACUCGAGAAAGGUGGAUCCACCGCCACCGCCUCCCGUUGAGCGGAGGGCACAAAAAGCGCGAGGGUCGAAAGGGGACGAGAAGAGGGAGGAGAAGGUUCGGAUCGUGUAUCCUCGGGAAUGCCCUCACUGUUCCAAAUCGUUUCCCUCGAGUACAAGGUAUCACAAGCAUGUGAGCUUUCACACUGCUGCCAAGAGCUUCAAGUGUGAUCAUCCCGGCUGCAACAAAGCCUACAAGAGGAAAGUAGACCUGGAAGACCACAAGGCUGUUCACCUCGAAGUGAAGCCCUUUCGAUGUACGGUGGAGUCCUGUGACAGGAGCUUUACCACGAAGCAGUCGCUGAUGUCGCACAUUGGGCGUGUGCACAACGGCCUGAGCUGCACGGCCUGCGGGCUUCGCUUCCGCAAGAAGGCGAAGCUGCAGCAGCAUUGGGCCAUUGUGCACGGGGCCCGUGGGGCCCAUGAGGCCGACGGCUCCAAAGUGGAGCCGGGAAAGUGCCCGGAUUGUGGUAAGACCUUCCAGCACCGCGAGUCCUUGGAGAAGUGCGCCGGCGGAUUCUCAAGUCAGCCGUGUGAGGGCUGUGCUCUGUUUGUCUCUGCUCCGUGA